Messenger RNA from Phragmites australis (common reed), 16481 nucleotides. RefSeq names its product midasin-like. The transcript is spliced from 65 exons. Gene Ontology annotation, molecular function: ATP hydrolysis activity; ATP binding. The record is from RefSeq and is a predicted model, not a curated record. Gene Ontology annotation, biological process: ribosomal large subunit assembly; rRNA processing. Gene Ontology annotation, cellular component: preribosome, large subunit precursor; nucleus. The coding region runs from base 1 to 16146 and encodes 5381 amino acids. NCBI's taxonomy places the organism in Eukaryota, Viridiplantae, Streptophyta, Magnoliopsida, Poales, Poaceae.
AUGUCGCUCGACGGCAGCUUCUCCGUGGCCGCGGCCCUCGCGCGGCUGCUUGCCCGGUGCCCCGCGCUCCGCGCCGACCCGCGCCUCCUGGCGCUCGCCUCGGCGCCCGUCGCCGCGCCCCCUACCCGCGACGACGUCGCCGCCGCGCUCGCCGAGCCGCUGCUCCACACGCGCUACACCGUCCCCGUGCUCGGCUGCUUCCUCCCGCUUGCGCGCUCGCUCGUCGGCCGCGCCGUCGCGCUGCUCCGCUCUGCCGAGCACGCCCUCCAUGCGGAUGACGCUGCACGCCGGGAGGAGGAGGCUGGGGAGGGGGACAUCCACGUCGUCGAAUUCUACCUCUCCAGGGGCAGAGGCCUGCGGCUGCACGAGCUCGCGUGCCUCGCGUUCGCGCGCGCCCUCGACCUAGCCCCCUACUUGCUCAGAUUUGUACUGAGCUACUUCAAGUUUUCCCCACCACCAUUCCAAAGGCUUCUAUGCGAAGGUUUUCGUUCGCAAAUUCCUUCCAAGGAACUACGUUUGUUGCUUGCUGCCACACAAGUAUCAUAUCGGUUUCUAGGAUUGGAACCCAGAGUAUUUUGUGAACAAUGGGACUGGUCUUGCUUUUUAGACCUUGUGUAUAGUACUGCUGAUUGUAUUUUAGUUGACAAUUCACUUUAUAGUGUUGGAUUGGACUUAAGAUGGUGCACAAUACAAAUACUUAUGGUGGUUUUGAAAGCAAGUGAUAUGGCUAUUGAAAGUUUUGGUCUGGGAGCAGAUGAAGCAUUCACAUGUUUUCUGAGAUGGAAAGAGUUUUGCAUGGACACUUCCUUAGAGAAAGCCUCUUUAUAUCUUCAGAAGGAAGGUUGCGAUUCUAGAAAUAGUGUAGGUGGGCUCACUUCUUUGGCUGAUUGUUUGUCAGAUUGGGAGGUUGUAACGGGAAGAGAGCAUAGCAUUGGAAGUUAUGCAUGUCCGUUUGUGCUCACUGCUACUUUGAGGAAGAGUUACGAGGUAGCUUUGAUGGCAGUUAGCCAGAAGUGGCCCAUACUUCUCUAUGGUCCUGUUGGUGCUGGAAAAACUGCACUUAUCAGGAAGUUGGCACAGACAGGCGGAAAUCGAGUACUUUUUAUCCACAUGGAUGAGCAAAUGGAUGGUAGGACCUUAAUUGGGAGUUACAUUUGCAUGGAAAAACCUGGUGAAUUCAAGUGGGCUCCUGGUUCCCUUACACAGGCCAUUGUCAAAGGGUUUUGGAUUGUGUUUGAAGACAUAGACAAGGCCCCCAGUGAUGUGCAGUCAAUCUUACUACCUUUAUUGGAAGGUUCAAUCUCCUUUUCAGUUGGUCAUGCAGAAGCUGUGGAAGUUGCUGAGAGUUUCCGUUUAUUUGCUACCAUCACCACAUCAAAGAAUGAUGUUUCUCAUGGCCUAGAAGGGAGACUCACCUUCAGUGCUUUGUGGAGAAAAGUGAUGGUGGGAGAACCUAAUAGGAGAGACAUGGUUAAUAUAAUUAAAGAGUGCUACCCAAGCUUGGAGCCCAUCUCCUCCAAACUCAUAGAUACCUUCGAAAAGGUCAACUAUCUAUUAUCUAAUCAGUUUGGCGGGCUUAACUUAGCUGGAGGUUUAUCUGAUGGUGUUCUGCACAGAUUUUCAUUAAGGGACCUGCUCAAAUGGUGCAAGAGAAUAUUAGGAGUCGAUCUCAACAUUGAGGGUCUGGGAUUUGCAUCUAGAGGUUGCAAAUUAAUUUAUCAUGAGGCUGUUGACAUUUUUGCUGCUUCCUUAUCAUCCCCGGACAAAAGGAUCUAUGUAGCAGGAGAAAUUGCUAAAAUAUUAGGCGUCACUCAUCGAGCUGAAACCGUGCAACCCACGGACAAGCCCAUUAUCCAGGCUCGACAUACUGAAUUGCAAGUUGGUAGAGUUACAUUGCAGUGCAGCGACAAACCAGCGUUGAUCCAGAAGGGGCCUUUUGCUGGUAUUCGGUGCACAUUAGAAGUUCUUGAGAGGGUUACAUGUUCAAUAAAGUUCAAUGAGCCCAUUCUUCUUGUUGGCGAAACUGGUACUGGGAAGACUACCACCGUGCAGAAUCUUGCUGCCUGGCUUAAGCAGCCCCUUACUGUGGUGAACUUAAGCCAGCAAAGUGAUAUUUCUGAUCUCCUCGGCGGUUUUAAGCCUACAGAUGCUCGGUCAAUAUGCUUUCCUCUUUAUAUAGAGUUCAUGGAUCUUUUUUGUCGAAGUUUUUCUGGAAAGGAUAACGAAGCUAUUCUACACCAUUGUGAUAUAUAUGUAAUGGAAAAGAAAUGGAAAAAACUAUUACGCGCUUUGGCAAAAUGUGUUGAGAAGGCUCAGAAGCUAAUUGAAGGGAGUUCAAAGUCUUGCAGUGGUUCAAAGAGAAAAAGGCCCUUGCCGGCCCAAGUUGUUUCUGACUGGGACACCUUUUCUUCCAGGCUAAAUGCUGCUUGUAGUCAAAUUGGUUCAGCAACUGGCAUGUCAUUUCGAUUUGUGGAGGGUGCUUUUGUGUCAGCUUUAAGAAAUGGCCACUGGAUUUUGCUUGAUGAGGUCAACCUUGCACCUCCAGAGACUCUUCAAAGAAUUGGUGCUGUCCUGGAUGGAGAGAGGGGCACACUUUGCCUGGCUGAAAGGGGUGACGUGGAUUACGUUGAACGUCAUCCUUGCUUCCGGUUGUUUGCCUGCAUGAAUCCAGCAACUGAUGCUGGGAAAAGAGAACUGCCAUACACUUUUAGGAGCCGCUUUACUGAAUACUUUGUUGAUGAUCUUGUGGAUGACGAUGAUCUACGUCUUUUUAUCAGUAAAUAUCUGGAUGGUCUGAAUGUUGCGAACAGAGUUACAGAUAGUAUUGUUCGGUUUUAUAAAGUGGCAAAAAAGGAAUCUGAGAGGCUGCAGGAUGGAGCUCAUCAGAAGCCCCAAUUUAGUUUGAGAUCUCUUUCUCGUGCGUUAGGUUAUCUUAAAAACGCAGAGAAAAAAUUUGGCUUCGGGAAAGCUCUUUAUGAUGGCUUCUGUAUGUUCUUUCUUACAAUGUUGGAUGCCCCUAGUGCAAAAAUCAUUAAGAACUUAAUCGUGUCACUUCUGUUAGAUGGAAGAGUGCCACCUAGCAUUUCUUUUGUUGACUACUUCAUGGAAAACUCUAUGCAACUAGAUGGUUGUGAAUCUGAUGAAUUUUUGCGGAGCUAUGUUUUAACUAACAGUGUUACUGAGCACAUAGUUAACCUUGCCCGUGCUGUUUAUAUUAAAAGAUAUCCUGUUCUUCUACAAGGACCAACAUCAAGUGGCAAAACUAGCCUUGUGAGGUAUCUUGCCGCAAAAACUGGCCAUGAGUUUGUCCGAAUCAACAACCAUGAGCAUACUGAUCUUCAAGAAUAUCUUGGUACUUAUGUCACCGACAGUCAUGGGAAGCUUCAGUUCCAGGAGGGUGCUUUGGUGAAGGCUGUGCGAGAGGGGCACUGGAUUGUGUUGGAUGAGCUAAACCUGGCACCAUCUGAUGUCCUGGAAGCUUUAAAUCGGUUGUUAGAUGACAAUCGGGAGCUCUUUGUGCCAGAACUGCAAGAGACCAUACCUGCUCAUCCUAGUUUUAUGCUUUUUGCUACACAAAAUCCACCUAUGCUUUAUGGGGGACGUAAAAUGUUGUCUCGGGCAUUCCGCAACCGUUUUAUUGAAGUUCAUGUUGAUGAAAUCCCAGAAGAUGAGCUAAUCACUAUUCUGGAGCAGCGGUGUAGAAUUGCUCCCAGUUAUGCCAGAAAAAUGGUUGAAGUUAUGAAAGAUUUGCAAAUGCAUAGACAAAAUAGUAGAGUUUUUGCCGGCAAACAUGGUUUCAUUACGCCACGGGAUUUAUUCCGUUGGGCCAAUCGAUACAGAACAUUUGAAGGGAAGUCAUAUGAAGAUCUCGCUAAAGAUGGCUAUUUUCUUCUCGCAGAGAGAUUAAGGGAUGACAAUGAGAAAGCUGUUGUUCAAGAAGCUUUGGAGCACCACCUACGUGUUAAACUCAAUGUCACGGAUCUAUAUAACUCGGAAGUCACUCAUGAAGAUAAUUUAUCUCUUGAUGCUAUCAGACUGAGAGUUCAAGAAUGCUUUGGAAAUAUCACGUGGACGAAAAGUAUGUGGAGGCUAUACUUCCUUAUUGAGCGUUGCUACAGAUCACGUGAACCUGUCCUCCUUGUUGGUGAAACUGGUGGUGGGAAAACAACUGUUUGCCAGGUUUUAAGUGCUGUUCUUGGAUUGAAGUUACACAUUUUGAACUGCCAUCAAUAUACCGAGACAUCAGACUUCAUUGGGGGAUUUUGUCCUAUACGUGACCGGUCAAGAAUAGCACUCGAGUUCAAGCAUCUUGUUGCAAGAAUCAAACAGAUGAAAAUAUUCGUUCAUGUUGCAGGGGAUGUGCCACUUGAAACUGAUAUAUCUGGAGCUGAUAGCAUCAUGGGUCAUUUGAAUGAAAUGGUUGAGAGAUACAGAAAGGAAAAAGAUCUCUUUCCGGAGGUGUCAACUCAAGAUCUUGACGUCAUGGAGCAAAUUAAGUUGGAUCUGAUGCAUCUCCACAAGAGGUGGCAGGCUAUUUUCCUUUGGCAGGAUGGGCCACUUGUGCAAGCAAUGAAGAAUGGUGAUCUUUUCCUUAUUGAUGAAAUUUCUUUAGCCGAUGACAGUGUACUUGAACGGUUGAACAGUGUUUUAGAACCUGAAAGAAAAUUGUCACUUGCCGAGAAAGGUGGUUCUGUGCUAGAGAAGAUUGUAGCGCAUCCAAACUUCUUUAUUCUUGCGACAAUGAAUCCAGGUGGUGACUAUGGAAAGAAAGAACUUUCUCCUGCACUGCGAAAUCGAUUCACAGAAUUAUGGGUUCCUGCUGUUACUGAUGUUGAUGAACUCAAGAGCAUAACUUUAGGAAGGUUCGCUAAAGCUGAGCUCACUUGCUAUGGAGAUUGCAUUGUUACCUUCUGGAAUUGGUUCAACCAAUUGCACAUCGGAAGAACACUCACGAUACGGGACUUGCUGUCCUGGAUUUCAUUUAUCAAUGUGACCGAGCAAAAUCUUGGGCCACAGCAAGCUUUGAUACAUGGCCUGUUCCUUAUUUUACUUGAUGGGCUUUCAUUGGGAGUGAAUGUUUCUAAAACUGAGGCUACCAAGUUGAGAAGUACUUGCUUGUCCUUCCUUCUAGAAGAGCUGCAGAAGGUUGAGGGGAAAGCAGUAGACUCUUACUUAAAUGAUCUAAGCUAUUAUGGCUGGGGUGACAAUAUAAGAAAGGCAGAUAUGAAUCAUGAUUAUUUGGAAGAUCAUUUCGGCAUUGCACCGUUUUAUAUUGCUAAAGGUCAUUUUGCUUGUAAGCAACAGGGCUUUGAAAUAAUGGCGCCCACCACCAAUAAGAAUGUUUUGCGAGUUUUGCGGGGUAUGCAACUACCUAAACCUCUUCUUCUGGAAGGUAGUCCUGGAGUUGGAAAAACAAGCUUAAUUGUCGCACUAGCUGGAUUUUCUGGUCACGAUGUUGUGCGGAUAAACUUAUCUGAACAGACAGACAUGAUGGAUCUUUUAGGUUCAGACCUGCCAGCUGAAGGGGCUAAUGGAAUGGAAUUUUCCUGGUCUGAUGGUAUUCUUCUUCAGGCUUUAAAGAAUGGAAGCUGGGUCCUGUUGGAUGAGCUCAAUCUCGCCCCGCAAUCUGUGCUGGAGGGUCUGAAUGCCAUUUUGGACCACCGAGCUGAGGUCUUUAUACCAGAGCUUGGUCAAACUUACAAAUGCCCACCAUCCUUUCGUAUCUUUGCAUGCCAGAAUCCUUCGUCACAAGGUGGUGGACGGAAAGGCCUUCCCAAAUCGUUUCUGAAUCGCUUCACCAAAGUUUAUGUUGAUGAGUUAUCAGAGGAAGAUUAUUUGUUCAUUUGUAAAUCACGAUAUUAUCCAUUAAUCUCUGAAAGUCUCCUCCGGAAUCUUAUUCGCUUUAAUAACAGGCUGUACAUGGAUACCAUGAUACAUAGGAAGUAUGGCCAAGAAGGCUGCCCUUGGGAAUUUAAUCUACGUGACAUUAUCAGGUCUUGUGAGAUGAUAGCAGGUUCUCCAGAUACUUCAAGUGAUGACUGCUUUUUAAAUACUGUCUACCUUCAACGAAUGAGAACUGAGGUCGAUCGCCAUGAAGUUGUCAAGCUGUUUGAAGAAAUCUUUCAGAAAAAACCGAGUAUUCAUCAAUCGAAAAGGCUUUAUGUCAAUCCGCAUUCCUUGGUUGCUGGAAGCGCGUCUAUUAGAAGAAAUAACCUCCAAUCAUAUAAAGUGCAGAAUAAUCAACUCAACAUAUUUCCAGGUAUCCUUCAUAGCCUUGAAGCUGCGAUGCACUGCAUCCAUCAAGGUUGGCUGUGCAUUCUUGUUGGACACAAUUCAUCUGGGAAAACCUCAUUAAUCCGCUUGCUUGCUCAGCUGUCUGGAAAUACAUUAAAUGAGUUGAAUCUGUCUUCUGCAACUGAUUUGUCAGAAUUGCUUGGAUGCUUUGAGCAGUAUAACUUCUUUAGGCACUAUAAAGCGGUCAUAUCACAAGUUGAGCAUUAUAUUGAUGUGUAUUUUAGCCUGAGUAUGGAUAUAAACUGGAAAAAUCUAAUUGUGGAAAGGAAGGGUUUGUUUGUGAAAUGGUUUGAAUUUGUGGCUGCAAAAAAGUACUCUUCAAUCAAGACUUCGACAUUUAUUGAAAUGAAUAGGAAUGCAUCUUUGCCAUCAUUGUGUUUGGUUGCUGAUAUAGUUGAGCAGAUGAAAUGUGAUCUGGAAAUGUUUGACUUGCCUAUAUCAUUGACAAAAGAUGAUCUGAGUAAAACACUGAAGUCCAUCUACAACUUGCAGCAGAAUGGAGCUGCACACCAACCAGUUAAAUUUGAAUGGGUCGCUGGAGAUUUGAUCAGGGCCAUUGAAUGUGGUGAAUGGAUUGUUUUGGACAACGCGAAUUUUUGUAACCCUACUGUGCUUGAUAGGAUAAACUCUUUGGUUGAGCAAGAAAGGUCCAUUGUAGUCAAUGAAUGUGGUCUUAUUGACGGGAAUCCUGUAGUUAUCAAGGCCCACCCUAAGUUCCGUAUGUUUCUGACAGUCAAUGCAAAGUAUGGUGAAGUUUCAAGAGCCAUGCGAAACAGAGGAGUGGAGGUCUUUCUGAUGGACCAAGCCUGGAAUUCAGAAGGACUCAGCAAUGUGCCUGGGGAUAGCGAGAGGAAGGAUAUGAUCAGGUUUUUAAUUUCUUCUGGGAUACCAAGAAUGGAACUGAUCUCGUCAAUGAGUGAAGCACACAUGUAUGCAAAAGCUGCUGGAUUACGUCUUGGUAUAAACAUUACCCUUCUUGAAAUCACACGAUGGGUUCAACUGUUUCAACAACUUAUUAUUGAAGGAAAUCAGUUCCUUUGGAGCCUGCAUUUGAGUUGGGAACACACAUACCUGCCAUCUUUGGUUGAAGUAAAUGGAUCUGACAUUGUGGAGACGGGAAAAAUUAGGUUUUUGACUAAUUUUGAUGGAUCUGACAUUAUGGACAAGAGAAAAUUUAGGUUUUUGAUUGAUUUUGAUGGUGGUUCAACUGGUUUGCAUUCUGGAUUUUCUUUAUCCUUGCCUGGUGGUUGGCCAAUAGAGCAAAAGCUGAGGGACUUCAUUUGGUAUUCAAAAGAAACUUGUGUCAAGAGAAAUUGUAUGUAUCUACAGGCAUUGGGUGCCCAGUACGCUGCUUUUCAGAUAAGCAAUUUGAAAGAUAGUUUAUCCUUGUUGGGUCCUAUUAGUAACAUCCACCCUUCUAUUCUUCCUACCACAAGCUUACAUGAACUACAGUUCCCGACGGUUUCUGGUCAGAGUGUCAAAAGUCGUGUAACUGUGGCAUUUGAUUCAGAUUUAGCUGAUCAGAUGCUUUUCUUUGCUGCAAACUGGGUUAUAGAGCAAUCUACUGAGCAUGAUCUUGCAUUGUAUGCCAUAUGGUUUAAAUGGUAUAAUUGCCUGGUCCGGCCUUAUUGCAACUUCUUUGAGAGUUACGGGUAUAUUCUUAAGCAAGAAAGUGAGCAUCCUAUUUGGCAUAGCAUCCUCGAAUGUUACAGGGAAAUAGUUGCUUAUCACAAGACCAAUACCAUUACUCAGCCUAUUCCAAUGCUUUCAAAGAAGUUGCUAGAUAUGGCUGGUUGUGACAACCUUAAAGCUUGCCAGAACCGGCUUUGUAAUGCUCUUAAUGGUUUGAACUUGCUGCGGCUUACGUUGCAGCAAUGGCAGUUUGAGACAAAUUUUCCUGAUCUUGCUGCUCUGAAAGCUACUUUGUUGCCUGCAUUGAAGUCCCUCAGAUGCUUGGAGGGCGUGGUACUUAAGAUGAUUGUGAAAUCUCGGAAGCUGCUGCACAUAUACUCCCACCUUAUUGAUUAUCACAGAUCGAUAUGGAAGAUGAUGAUUUCAUCUCAGUUUGAGGGGUUACCAGUUGUUUGGAGUCUUUUGAGGAAAGAAAUACUAAAGUUGCAACCAAAGUUCCCGGCAGAAGUUGGUGUAUUUUUGAUGGAAUGUGUCAAUCUCAACAAUCUCCAUGAUUUCCAUUUUCAAUAUGAAAAACCAACUUUGUGGGUUUAUGGAGGUCAUCCUCUUGUGCCACCUUCUAGCGGGAUCUUCUACAAAUUACAAGAAAUUUUGGCCUUCUCUGCAGUUGUGUGGCCAAGGAAGAAUAUUUUGAAUAUACAUCUCGAUGAUAAACAACAGUUACUUGAUGCAUUGCUGUCAGCCAAUCAGGAUCUUAGACACCUUGCAAUGGAAGGUGUCUCUAUGGCUUCUCUUGUUGCAACUAAAACUGAGGAAGAUGUUUCAACUAUUGUCACCCAAUUGGAUGAAGUUCACAAGAGGCUUGUUGGAAAAGUUGACUAUGAGAGGAGCAAUCUUGAAUUAUUGACCAAGACUUCAGUGGCGGAAAUUAAAUCCUGCUGCUCAGUAUCAUCGGAUAUUGUAUGCAACAUGUAUGGUUUCAAUGGUUGGUUGGCGAGUCUUCCUUUGCUCAACUUGAAGAGCUUAUACUUGGAUACUAUUUUACUUCAACGACUAUCCAAGUGCACACAAAAGGAUUCUUCCGAAGCUCACGAGAUCAUUGCGAAUUCCAAGUACCUGCUGAAGUAUGCUAUGGAUUACUCAUUAGAGUCAUCUUCAAGAUCUCCUCUUGAGUAUACACAAUAUCAGAUCAUUUGCUGGAUUCAUCAUGCCUGGGCCACAGUUGAUAAUGUGCAUGUAAAAGUUGCUAGUUCCAUUCUUGAAAUGUGGUACAAUUAUCACUCUUCCUUGUGGACUUAUUGCUCUGGAAGCCCAAAGAGUCUAUUCUCGGUCACACAUGAUGAAGCCUGUGACCUGGCACACCUGACAAAAAUGGACGCCAUCAAUACUAUUAUCCAACAGGAUUUACGUGCGGUGGAUUAUCAUAAGAAUUAUCUAAUGCUUAGAAUUUCAUCUAGAAACCUCUGGGAAGGUAUCUCAGAUGUGGGAAACUUUGUUGAUAGUCUCCAAUCUGCUGCUGAUUCCCUCUUUAAGCAGAUUAUAUUUGCCCACAAGAAACAUUUCAAGAAAGAGGACUACAACCAGUUAGAGUCCGUCCUAUUCCAACAACCGAAACAUUAUCUAGAGAAAGAAGAUCUAGAUGCCAUUGGUGCACUGUUAUCAUCUUCAAGUCAUGGAGUAUUGGCUUCACUCUCAGGGUCAGAGAAACUCGUAGAGUUCUUGCUUAUGGAUUUGUAUUCAGCCUACUCCCGUGACUCUUUAUCGCAUACUGGGGCUGCCUGGGUGCAUAUAGGAGAGUUGCGCUUCCGGUUAUUGUUGAGCUCAUACAGUCCAGAUCCUGCAUUUGAAUCUGCAUACAAGCAUUCUCAUAUUCUGGAAAAGAUUUCACUUGUGGAGCUUGAGGGAAAGGUUCGUCAUGAUUGCGAGGAAUUGGUUGGUUCUAGCUGCGCUGAAGAUAGUCAUGAUCAGAAGUUGUUGCAAGAGCUGAAAACUGAAGAGAAAGACAUCCGGGCAAAGGUUGUAUUUCGACCUCAACAAUCUAAGCAUAAGAGUCUCGUUGCUGCAUGCUUUGAGUUUGAGGACCGGCUGGCUGAUUGCAAGGACUUGUUAGCUAACUUAAAUUGCAAAGGAGUUGGGCAACUAGAGGUUGACAGAGUCUGCAAUUGGCAGAUAACAUCCAUGCACUUUAUCAUGAGGCUGACAGAAGAGUAUGGGGAAUAUCUUGAUUUGAUCCAACCAGUUCAAGUUGCUGUAUAUGAAAUGAAACUUGGCUUAGCAAUUGCUCUAUCUGGUUCUCUUCAGAGAGAGUAUUUGAAGAAGAUUAAAGAAGAUGAUAUUGAACGAGUUCUGGGCACAAUUUGUGCUUUUAUGCAGUUUCCCUCUGGAUCUAUUACAAAAUAUGGAAUUGAUGAUCAACUAGGAACCCAAUACAGUGUUUUUGGUUAUGUAGAUAUGUUGAAGAAGCUUGCUGCUAUUUCAAGUCAAUUGAAUGUUGGUAAAGUGACAGACAAAGUGAAGUCCAACUCUGAAAUGCUAGUUUCGAUACAUCAUAUUUCUUUAGUAAGAACAACAUAUUGUGUGAGUUGUUCCCUUAUUAUGGAUAAAGCAUCUUAUCUGUCAUUGAAGGAUACCUUCGAUCAUUUUACAAGCAUGUGGAUCGACAUGAAAUCUCGUUUGAAGGCUAAAGAAAAUGAUGAUUCUCAGUAUUACAAGUUCAGAUCGCGAAUGAUCGAUGUACAAGACAUUUUUAAAGAAGAUGUGCCGUCACUUUCAGAUGUGAACUCAGAAGGCAACGAUGUACCAGACAAUGAGGAACAAUUAGAGCAUGAAUUUAAUAAAAUUAUGGAGAGAAUCAAUGAGGAUGAUGACGCUGUUGAAGACACUUGGGAUCUCAUACCAGAGUCUGCUCUGAAAUCUAUUGCAACCAUACAUGACCAAUUGUUUGGUUCCCCAGAUCUUUUUGAGAAGCCUAGCAAAUGCCAAAUUAGUGAUGCGCAGAAAAUUCAAUCUUUCAUAGAAUCAUAUGAGCUGGGAACAAGAAUACUGAAAGACCUGCCUGAAUUAACAUGUUCUAUAUUUGAUGAGAAGCUCAUGCCUGAGCAUCUAUUUCGUGUUUGUCUGGAAUAUCAACGAACUUGUGCAACUUCUCCAGACUGCAGUGGUUAUAAUGCUUACAAGGACCCGAAUCCUUCUAUGUUGUUCAAAAUGGUUGAGCCACUAACUACACUUCAAGAGAAAGUUAGAUACUAUUUGGAUGAAUGGCCUGAGCAUCCGGGUCUUCUGAAAGUAUUGGACAUAAUUGCUUCCCUUGUAGCAAUGCCCCUGAGCACGCCACUCUCGAAGGCCUUACUUGGAUUGCAACUGCUGGCUGGGAAAGCUCAAACGUUGCAGGAAAAUGACUCCAAGUUCUUUCUAAAAGAUCAUCUUGCACCUAUAUUCUUGCUUGUGUAUUCGUGGCAAAGGCUUGAGUUAGAUUGUUGGCCUAUACUGCUUGAGGAGGUCCAGGGAAAGUACGAGACAAAUGCUGUAAAACUGUGGUUUCCGCUGCGAGCAGUACUUGCUCAGACUUGUGGGAUUCCAACGGAUAAUGACUUAUCUAUUAUCAAAAGUGUCGAGGAAUUUGUUCAAACAUCAAAUCUUGGAGAAUUCAAGAGACGCUUGCAUCUUCUCCUCGCGUUACAUGGUGAGAUUUCUGGUGGUGCUAGUGUGGGUGCUUAUUCAAGUACUCCAGUGAAGAAAAUUCAGAAUAUUCUGUACACUGUUUUUGGCUACUACAUGCAAUUCUUGUCACUUGUUCUUGGGCAAAUUGGAGCUGUUAAAGGAUCCAUUGAGAAGGAGUUGAAAGUUCAGGUCAAGCUGUACAGCUGGGAGCAAGCGCCAUAUAGUACAGCUUCUAUUGAAAAUUUCAAGAGGACUAGGCGAAAGAUCUUUAAGCUUCUGCAACGGUUCAAUGAUAUUUUGCAAAAACCUGUCAUCGUUCUACUAAAUGAAGAAGCCACGGCAAGGAAAGUUCCAUGUUGGCUUGAUCCUCAGAGACCUGAAUCACAGUUUCCUGUUGAUACUGAAAAAUUUAACAAAAGGUUUUCGUGGUACAGCAAGUGGGCUAGUCAGACAUCUUUAUCAUUACAAACUUUGCAGCAUACAAAUGGUACUGCUAUUGGAGUUCCUACUGUCAAAGAAUAUGCGGAUGUUAUACACAAUGUGAAUCGCCGACAGGAUGAAGCCGAACUUAAUGACAGAUUGAAAUUCUAUUGGGCUGCACUUGAGAGAAUUUGUGGGGCAGCUAAUUUUGCUAAUACACUGAAGCAUGGGAAAAAGAACCAGAAGAAAACUGCUCUAUCCACUCUGUUCAAAACUCUCGAGGAAUGCGGACUAUCAAAGAACAAGCCGAUGGGUCAUGAGUGGGGAGAUGAUCUGGCUGCACCAAGUCCAUUGUUCUUGGAGCAUUCCUAUGAUGUGGCACACUUGCUCCAGCAAGCGAGCUCACAGAUAGCGCCGGAAGAUGUUAGUAUCGUUCAUUCUACAGUGUUGACCACAGAUAACUGGAAGCAUGCAAAUCAGCAAUACUUCAAAUGUUUGGCAAUGAUGCAACAACUUCGACAAGUUUCCUUGAAAUUUAACAAAGAUCUAGGUUUAGAGGAGGUUAACAGGGCCACAUCCUUUAUGAAUCAUCUGAUGACCAUGUUGUCUGAACAAAGGCAUCUUGCUUAUAAUCUAUUUGAUCAGCUGAACCAGUUUCGGCAUGUUAUUUUCAUGUUAGGUUCUGGAGGAGAGAGUAAAUCUCUAUCAUCACGCCAAAAUGUGCUGCUAAAUUCCAUGUGGCAGCAAAAGAAAUUGUUUGACAGUGUACUGACAAUAACCAUGGACACCAACUUGUUGCUCAGAAGCUUCAAGGAUUGCCAUUAUACCUCCUGUAACAACAUCAAUGGAGAGGUUGCAGCGAUGUCAACUCUUCUUGAAGAGUUCAUUCCAAGAUUUUCUGAAUCUAAGGAUUUAUUAGAUAAAUGCUUACUUGGAUCCAAUAAUAUAUUGGCUGGUGCAUGUAAGAAUAUGCCUCUUGUUACAAGAGAGAUGGAGCAACUUGUUGCUGAGAAUUGCCUGCUUAUAGAUAAGUUUAGACAAGACAUGCUGGUUCAGUAUGACAAUGAUAUUUCAAUGAGAUCCGUUAAGAAAGUUCUUCUGUCCCGCUUGGAAGAAUUGUUGAAGGGUAAGAUGACAAUGGAGAACCCCAGAGAAGUUAAUGAUGACAAUCAUAGACUAUGCUCUGAUGUCCUUCAAAAGCCUGAAGCUUCAUAUGCAGAAAUUUUGAAGGAAACUUUCAUGCUAGCUGUUGGUGUUGUAGGAAAGCUCACUGAGCUUGCAAUAUCCAAUAAUGGUGCUGAAGAUUCACCAGUGGGGUCUAUUACAUCAUGGAAAGAUAUUUUGCAGUCAUAUUUCGUGAAUCUUAAAUUGGACCGUAUCUGUGAUGCUAGUGAAAAGCUUUGUAUUAUAGUGAGGAGCCUGGUUGACUAUAAACCUGAGAUACGUUCUAGUAUAGAGGUGCACUUAAUGCAUCUUCAUGCUUGGUUGGGUGUGAUCCUGUCAUCAGCCGAAGGGAUACUUUCUGAACUUUUAGAAGCACACAUAACAACAUCAGAAAUGACUCGUGCACUUGGGGACUUUUUAAUUUAUCUAUUCACGGAGGGCUUUGGUUCCACAGAAGAUACAUCUGAAGAUGCUGAUGAUGAACGACAACAAGAUGCAUUAGGAACUGGAACUGGCAUGGGUGAAGGGGAAGGUCAAGAGAGUGCUACCUCUAAAAUAGAUGAUAUAUCACAAAUUGAGGGGACUGAAAAAGAUGCUAUGUGUAAGCCAGAUCAAGCUCCCAAGGAUGAUGAUAACGCAGUUGAAAUGCCAGAGGAUUUUGCUGCAGAAUUAUCUGAUGUUUCUGAGGAUCCUGACGGCAAUAACUCGGCUGAUGAAGAUGAAGAUAUGAACCUGGAUAACCAGAUGGGUGAUACUGGUGAUGCAAGCGAAGUGGUUGGCAAAAAAUCUUGGGAUAAGGAUGAAGAUGAUGAUCCCAAGACUUCUACUGAGAAAUAUGAGUCUGGUUCAUCGGCCAAAGGGACAGAGCAGAAUGAUAGGGAACCGAGAGCUAAGGAUGAAGAUUGUGUUGAGGGGGAAGAUCCUAUGGAAAUGGAUUAUGAUGAGCAAGGCAAGAAUAAUAAUUUGGAAGAUGAACCUAGUACCUGUGAGGAAACUGAUCUGGAUGCUGAUGAUAUCAUGAACAAAGCUGAUGCAUAUGAUGACCGAACAGGACCUGAACUCCCUGAACCAGAGAUUGAUUCCGAGGAUGUCGACACGGAGAGACAAGAACAAACUGACGAGAGAGAUGCUGACAAUGAAGAAAUUGGUUCAGAAGAGGCGGAACAAGCAGAAGAGAAAUCAGAUGAUAUGGAUGAAGGAGAUACAGCACAACAUGGUGACAGCGUGGUUGAUAAUGAAGGGGAGCAUGUUGAAGAUGCAAACAUGGAGCCAAAUAACAUAGACAAACAACAAUUGGACAAGAUUGACUCACUUAUGCAUCCUUCACUAGGUAUACAGCCUGACAAUGUGCAACUAGACUCUAACAGAGAAUCUGAAUCAAAUUUAGCCAACAGCAGUGAUAUGAACGGUGCAGCUGCUCCUUCAGUUCAUUUUUCAGGAAAUGAAGUGCCCAAUCUGGAAGUAUCUAUGCCCAACACUGGUGACGAUUCACGAUUAUUGUCCAACUCCAAGCCAGAGAUGCAAAAUGAUGCUUCACAGUCGCACAUCAAACAAACAAAUCCUUUCAGGAGCAUUGGGGAUGCAUUGGAGGAUUGGAAAGAACGAGCCAGAGUCUCAGCAGAUACCCAGGAUCAUCAACCAGAAACUGAACAUCAUAGUGAUGAGAAUGCUGCUGAAUUUCGUUAUGUGCCUGAGGGCGAGCAGAGCACCUCUCAGGCAUUGGGUGCCGCAACAGCUGAUCAAAUCAAUGAUCACACACAAAUCAAACAAUCUUCCUUGGAAGAUGAAAGCCAUGUCAGAAAAGCAGAACAAACUGAUGAGAAGGUACCUGGAGAUGAUAACCCUCAAGUGCCUCAUCUUCAAGCUUCACAAGCUCGUACCAGCAUGUCUGAAAAUGCCAACGAAUUUGAGGACAGAGAGAUUCAAACUGAUACGUCCAUCCAAGAUUUAGUUGAAGGCAGAAACGAUAAUACUUUUGGAGAUCUUGUUUCCUUCAAACAACCCCCAGCAGAUGACCAAAUAGCUAUACUUGAUGGCCUAACCAUUGACAAGGAAUUGCCUACUCAGAUGGAUCUGGACAUUGUUGAUGCAGAAACGGAAAGGGCUAUUGUGGACUGGAAAAAUCUCGAACUGGCAACCAUGAAAUUGUCCCAAGAACUGGCUGAGCAGUUGCGGAUGGUCAUGGAAGCAACUCUUGCAAGUAAGCUUCAAGGGGACUACAGAACUGGAAAGAGAAUAAACAUGAAGAAGGUUAUUCCAUAUAUUGCAAGUUAUUUCCGCAGGGACAAGAUAUGGUUGCGCCGAACUAAACCCAAUAAACGGAAUUACCAAGUGGUUAUUGCUGUUGAUGACUCACGAAGUAUGUCUGAGGGCAAGUGCGGAAAAGUUGCUAUUGAGGCAUUAGUUACAGUUUGCCGUGCUAUGUCGCAGCUUGAGGUUGGACAGUUUGCAGUUGCAAGUUUUGGAAAAAAGGGAAAUGUUAGAGAGUUACAUGAUUUUGAUCAGAUCUUCAAUGGAGAAGCUGGAGUCAAUAUGAUCUCUAGUUUGUCCUUCGAGCAAGAUAACAAAAUUGAGGAUCAACCGGUUGCUGAUCUCUUGAUGCAUCUGAACACAAUGCUUGAUACUGCCGUGGCAAGGGCACGCGCACCAUCAGGACAGAAUCCACUUCAGCAACUCAUACUGAUAAUAUCUGAUGGCAAGUUCCAUGAAAAGGAAAAUCUGAAGCGUCAUGUCAGAGAUGUUCUCAACAGAAAGAGAAUGGUGGCUUAUGUUCUCCUCGAUAGCCCCGGGGAUUCUAUCAUGAAUCUGAUGGAAGCACGCUUUGAACAGAACGGCGAGGGGGUAACUCUUGGAAGAUACAUGGAUUCCUUUCCGUUCCCGUACUACGUUAUGCUGAAUAACAUUGAAGCGCUUCCUUGCACACUGGCUGACUUGCUUAGACAGUGGUUUGAGCUCAUGCAGAGCGCCAACGAGUGAUCCUUUGGGGACGUGGGCUGACCAAAUUUUCCAGAGGGGAUGCCGUUGUGCUUUUCGCUGUACAGCAAACUGGGGAGUGGAUUCAUACACGUCAACGUGUUGUCUAGCUUCUUCUUUUUUUUUCUUUUUUUCUUUUUUCUUUUUUUGUGGCUUCGGCCUAACGGUUUGUAGCCUCAGGCCUGAUUCUGUACAAAAUGAACCACAGAUCCUUGUAAAUCGUUUCUGAAAAAAAAAAUGGCGUAGAAUUUUCUUGCUCACUUGCUAUUUUCAACAUUGGGCUUCGUCAACUACGUCUGUCAGCUACAAGUGAAUGCACGGGACACAUGAACACCGUC